Diaporthe citri is the source of this 1338-nucleotide messenger RNA. RefSeq lists its product as uncharacterized. Bases 1 to 1338 code for a protein of 445 amino acids. The transcript has 2 exons. The record is from RefSeq and is a predicted model, not a curated record. NCBI's taxonomy places the organism in Eukaryota, Fungi, Ascomycota, Sordariomycetes, Diaporthales, Diaporthaceae.
AUGAAGUCCGUUCUCGCCGCCUCCCUGGGUCUCGCGACCCUGGCUUCCGCCAACAACGUCUACCCCCAGCACCCCCACUUCAACUACCGCCGACAAAACGGCACCGCGAGCGCCGGUGAGCAGCUCACCACCCUGACCGUCCAGUCGACCUCCAUCCGCACCAUCAUCAGCUGUGCCCCGACGGUCACCAACUGCCCGGCCAACUCCGCCUCCCUGACCCAGCUGGCCUCCACCGCCCCCGAGCAGGUGUCCACCGUCCUGGUCACCGACGUGGUCCAGCUCGCCACCACCAUCUGCCCCGUCACCGCCGCCGAGGGCAUCUCCUCCAGCGUCAUCUCCGUCGCUGCUACCGGUGGCAUCACCGGAACCACCAUCACCGGAACCACCCCCGGUGCCACCGGUGGUGUCGCUGUUCCCACCCCAGCCCCGUCCGGCGGCUUCUCCAACGGAACCGUGCCCACACCUCCCGUCACCGCUCUCUCCCCCGAGGCUUCCAACCCCCCUGCGGGUGAGGAGGGUGGUGAUGAUGAGGAUGAGUGCGAGCCCGACGUCACCACUCAGGUUUCCACCUCGGUGGCUACCCUGACCUCCGGCAUCCCAGUCACCGUCACCCUCACCAACGGCGGUGGCAACGGCAACGGAGGCGGUGUUGAGGUCAGCACCUCCACCUCUUUCACCACCUUCGUCACCGCCAUCCCUGUGACCAAGACCGUCGUCAACACCGAGUCUUCUCCCGAGUCGACCGGCGAGUCUUCCCCCGUUGAGGGUGGAUCUGGCGGCGAGGGCAGCGGCGAGGGCACCACCAUCUCUGGCACCACCACCACCACUGCUUACACCACCGGCACCAAGACCGCCACUCUCACGAGCAAGGUCACCAAGCCCACCGGCGACAGCUCCCCCGUCGACACCAACUCGAACUCCAGCGGCUCUGGCUCUGGCUCCGGCUCCGACGCUGAGGGCUCUUGCGUGCCUGAGACUGUCACCGUCACCAAGGAGGGCCCCACCGUCUACGUGACCGUCGGCCAGGCCUCCCCCACCGGCGCCUCCAGCGUUCCUCUGGCCGCCAACGCCGCUGUCCCCACUGCUGCUUCCGCUUCUGCCCCUGAGUCCACGGGUCCUGCCUCCUCUGGCGACGACUCCGCUGAGGAUGACGACACCUGCGAGGACGACGGCGAGGACGAGACCUCCCCCGUCGACGGCGAGGACGACACCUGCGAUGAGGAGCCCGAGGAGACCGUCACCGCCACCGUCGUGCCCGUGCCCACCGGCUCCAACGGAACCGGCUCUGCCUACCCCACCGGCGCCGCCCUCAAGAACCGCUUCGCCAAGAUGUACUAA